This is a messenger RNA of Triticum turgidum subsp. durum (durum wheat), 378 nucleotides long. The record is from the annotation of a GenBank genome assembly. Lineage: Eukaryota; Viridiplantae; Streptophyta; Magnoliopsida; Poales; Poaceae.
AUGAGCCCGCCGGCCCUAUCCAGCCCAGGCCAACACGGGUUGGGCGAAAUCUGCGGGCCGGCGAGCAGCACGGAGCCCAGCGCGACGACGAUGCUCCAGUGCGCCGACGCGCGCGCGCACGCGCUUGGCGAGUUCAACUUCAGCGUGGACCAGAGCUGCUACGACUCGCUCGGGCUGCCAACGGACGGCGCCGAUCUGACGAUGCUCCCGCCGGCGUGGGACCAGGAGGCCAAGUACGAGCCGUUCAGUUCGCUUCCCGAUCAGGAGGACGCCAUGAGCCUCCACGACGCCGUCCCCGCCGGCGACGACGUGUGGAGCAAGGUGCUGGGCUGCCAAGGGCUGGAAGCCGCUCUCUCCGCAGGCCUCGAUCGAUGCUAA